AUGUGGGGAGAGCUGACGGCUGUGGGGAUGCGGCAGCACGAGACCCUGGGAAGCAUGCUUCGCGACGACUACAUCGAGCACCUCGGCUUCCUCGAGAAGGACUACGUCUACAACUCCAUCCAGGUCUACUCGACCGACGUGAACCGCACCAUCGAGAGCGCUCGCAGCCAGCUCUACGGCCUCUACCCGUGGGAUCAGCCUGGUUCAGAAAAACAUCAACAGUCAGAAGCUAGUCUACGACGAGAUGAUCCUGACCUACAGUCCCUUCCUCAAGAAGAUAGGAAAUAUAUUCGGGAUGAUCCUGCAGCCAUGAACCUAUCUAAGAUUAGCUCCCUCUACGAUACGCUGACCGUGGACAAGUACCUAAACAGGCCGUUCCCUAAGGACCUAACCGAUGACGACUACCUGAACAUGCGUCACCUGCACUACUGGCUGAACUACUUCAAGAUCAACUUCAACCUCUCCAAGGCCAUCAAUACGGGCAAGCUCAACCGCCUGCUCCAGGAUUUCGACGGAAGGAUCAGCAAUCCCAGCCAAGUGCUCAAGUGGACCUUCCUCAGCGCCCACGAUACCGAUAUCUCGGGCAUGCUGCUCGACCUCAACGUCUCUUCUGCCAAGUGCGUGGAGUAG
Nymphaea colorata (pocket water lily) is the source of this 630-nucleotide messenger RNA. RefSeq lists its product as uncharacterized. The coding region runs from base 1 to 630 and encodes 209 amino acids. Gene Ontology annotation, biological process: dephosphorylation. NCBI's taxonomy places the organism in Eukaryota, Viridiplantae, Streptophyta, Magnoliopsida, Nymphaeales, Nymphaeaceae. The transcript is spliced from 2 exons. The record is from RefSeq and is a predicted model, not a curated record. Gene Ontology annotation, molecular function: phosphatase activity.